This is a messenger RNA of Pelodiscus sinensis (Chinese soft-shelled turtle), 1436 nucleotides long. NCBI's taxonomy places the organism in Eukaryota, Metazoa, Chordata, Testudines, Trionychidae. The record is from RefSeq and is a predicted model, not a curated record.
AUGGCCAGAACUCUUGAGAGGAUGCAAGUGGAGAACCAGCUGCUCCGGCACGUGGUGAGCAGCGGCUCUGUGACAGCUGCACCCUGCAUCCCUGACGCCCCCAGCCAGCACUUCCAGUGGCUGUCCCGGGGCCAGCUGUUGAAUGUGGCCAGCCAGCAGUGUGUAGCUGUGCCAAAGCAGCUUAGUCGAGUGGCUGUGCGCCUGGAGCCCUGUGAAGCCCACAAGGAGCUGCAGCACUGGGAGUGCCGGGCCAACGGGUUGCUGGCGCUCGCCAGGGAGAAUCUCUAUUUCAAUUAUGGCAACAGCCCAAACCAUGUGGUGAUGCUGUACACAGGGGAUGGGCCCUGGAGCCGUUGGGUCGUGUACGGUAGCCGUGAGGACCUCUGCUCCCGCUUCUGUCAUGUCUGUGCCCCAUGUCGCAUGGGCUGGACUUUGUUCCAGGAUAGAUGCUACUUCCAGUCCCGCUCCUUGGGCACCUGGGAUGCUGCCAACCGUUCCUGUGCCUCUCUAGGUGCCAUGCUCCUCCAGGUGACCAGCCAUGCUGAGCAGGCUCACAUUGUGUCCUACAUGAAAGUACCAGCCUCCUGGAUGGGUCUCACAGACCAGGCACUUGAGGGGGCUUGGAUGUGGGUGGACGGGACUCACCCAGCCACCAAUGCCAGCUAUUGGCAGACAGGGGAACCCAGUGGCGGAAGCAAGGAGAACUGUGCAUUGACACUGCAGGACGGGCAGUGGUAUGAUGCCCCAUGCACAGAGGAGCACCAUUGGGUGUGUGAGGUGGAACCCUGAGCCUGCUUGGACAAGCAACCUGGCCUGGCCUUGAUCCUCCCUCUGCCCUGCCUCUGCCCCCUCACUGUGAGCCACACAGCUCUGGAUGCCAACUGGCAGAGGACAUGGUGGUACUUGGGAUUCCCGGCUCCUAUGGUUUCACAAAAGGCAGUCAUGUGAUGUCUAUAAUGAAAGCUUUUGUCACACUUAAUCAGUGCAAGCUACAUGAUAUUUAAGGAAUUGUAUAGCUAAACAAAUAUUAUGGUAUUGUCAGCUUCUAGAGGUAUUGGACACCAAACAGGAAAAAGCAGGUUUUCUUUCAGUAAACCAAGUACUGUAUUGUACAAUGCGCGGAUUCAGAAGCUGAUGCCAAUGAAUGUGAAAUAUUCAGACAGGAAACAGCAGAUGUUAUAAGAACACGAGUCCAAUCAGGCUGAGGCUUAAUCUAUACUAUCAAGGUGGAAAAACUCAUGCCAAAAGCCAAACGUUGACAAAACCUGAAUCCCCAGAGAAUAUUCCCCACUGGGAGAUGCACCAUCAUUGAUAGUAUGAACAAUGCAGCAUGCAGUGUUGUGGGAAAGCAGUGCCAUCUUGAGAUUACUGCUUACUUCUUCCACAAAAUACAGGACUAUGCAGCACUUUAAAGGCUAACAAGAUGGUUUAUUAGG